AUGCUGGAAAACCUUGGGAUGUCGGAUUCUCCUUCUGGCGACCCGAAUGCUUUGAAGAAAGAUGUGUCUGACUUGAUGGCAGAUGCACGUAAAUCAAGGAAAGCAGUUUUCAGACGAACAAUCGAUUAUAAUGCUUCUGCUAUCAACUACCUUCAAAACAGAAUUUGGGUCAGUAGGGACUUAGACCGUCCAAUGCUUCAGCCGGAUUACUUGUGGAGUCCUAAGUUGUGUCCUCCUAGGAGCUACAUGGAUUCUCCCAUGAAUUGCGUCAUGUCGAAACCUGUUCGUACAUCUACUAAUAAGAAUAAAUGCCCUAUAUAUUGCGUUUGUUGGACACCUGAGGGGAGGCGGUUGAUAACAGGAGCUUUCAGUGGUGAAUUUACUUUGUGGAACGGUUUGACGUUCAAUUUUGAGACUAUUUUGCAGGCCCAUGAAUCGCAAAUCCGUUGUAUGAAAUGGUCUCACAACGAAGAAUGGUUACUCACUGCUGAUCAUUCUGGAUAUGUAAAGUAUUGGCAAGCUAAUAUGAACAAUGUUGAAAUGUAUCAAGCACAUAAGGAACCAAUUCGUGGCGUAAGUUUUUGCCCAUUCGACAAUAAAUUCGUUACCUGCAGUGAUGAUUCUACCGUACGUAUUUGGGAUUUUCAUCGUUGUGCUGAGGAGCGCGUGCUCCGAGGUCACGGUUCUGAUGUUCGUAGUGUAGCAUGGCAUCCUGUCCUUUCUCUUAUAAUAUCUGGUAGCAAAGAUGCACAACAACCUAUCAAAUUAUGGGAUCCCAAAACAGGCGAAUCUGUAUCUACAUUGUAUGUACAUAAAAAUACAUGUACAGAUGUUUCUUGGAAUGAUAAUGGCAACUGGUUCUUAACUGCAUCCAGAGAUCAUUUGAUUAAAUUAUUUGAUCUACGCAAUCUUAAAUCAGAGUUACAAACUUUUCGGGUCAUAAACGUGAUGUCAUGCGUUGGUAGUGCUGAUGGUGCUAUUUUUUACUGGCUCGCUGGGACGGAUACUGAACUUGGAGCUGUAGACAACGCUCAUGAAAGCAUGAUUUGGAGUCUCGCUUGGCAUCCGUUUGGACAUAUUUUAGUUUCUGGGGCAAAUGAUUUUGCCACAAAAUUCUGGACGCGCAAUCGGCCAGGUGAUGUUCUCAAAGAUACAAUUAGUGCAGUUGGUCCAGAUAACCUUGUUCAAGCCGUCAGUGCAACAAAUUUGUUAGCUAACACAUAUUCAUUUGGAGACCCAGAAGUAGUCGAUAAUUCAUUUAAUAUUGACCUGUUUAAAUUACUCACGGAGACACCUAUCUCCUCCAACCGGAUAGAUACUCUUGAUGAUUUAGCAUUUUCUACUAAUCCAAAUGACUUGAGCACAACUGAAAUACCCGGACUUAAUGAAGGACCGGUAACAGACUAA
This is a messenger RNA of Schistosoma mattheei, 1407 nucleotides long. The record is from the annotation of a GenBank genome assembly. Lineage: Eukaryota; Metazoa; Platyhelminthes; Trematoda; Strigeidida; Schistosomatidae.